Penicillium atrosanguineum is the source of this 1629-nucleotide messenger RNA. RefSeq lists its product as uncharacterized. Bases 1 to 1629 code for a protein of 542 amino acids. The transcript has a single exon. The record is from RefSeq and is a predicted model, not a curated record. NCBI's taxonomy places the organism in Eukaryota, Fungi, Ascomycota, Eurotiomycetes, Eurotiales, Aspergillaceae.
AUGAUCUCAAAAAUCUCCCCUGCAGUCCGCCCAACAUUGCUCCAAAUUUACUUGUCCUGGGUAGAUGCGUGGCUGUUGUCCGCAAAGGAACCACAACCGCCCAAAGAACCCCUCUUAACCCUUGAUGAAUUGUCCAGUAUAUUUCAAGAUGAAAACAUCCACAAAUUGAUGAACCACAAAACCAUCCUCCAAGCAACGCGAUCAUUCAGAAACCAUAAUGGAAAGAACAUGAUAAGCCUCGGCGGCACACAACCCCCAUCCAACGACAUGACCGACCUUUUCUCUGAAACCUAUGACCCCCAAUCAGACUGCAACUGCGAUAAAACCAAACCAAAGGGCAGCACACACAGGCAAUUAACGUGCGGCGCCAUCAAUGGCAUGGUCUCCGCAAUGGAAACAGUCCUCCACACCCAAGACGAAUGGCACACCGACCUCUUCACAGCGCCCAAACUCCAAGCCGCUGUCGACGAACUCAUCCUCGCGAAUACUGAUCUUCAACUCAGACUCGAUACCUGCCAAGGACCCAGUACAGCAGAUUUAAUCCCAAAAGUCCGAGCACCGGACCGCCGUCCAAACCCAGGCGUCGACGGAAAUGCAAUUAUCGGAAACCAACUCUAUCCCACCGCCGAACAAAUCAAGAUCUGUGCCGAUGCCAAAUACUUCGGUGUUAUCGCCUGCGGUGCAGGUAUCUGCGACGAGGGUCUUGCUCGUGCCAUUGCAGAUUCAUGCAAUGAUAUUCUCAUCGGCGAUUACUGUGAAGCGGCGGAUGCGAAGGGGUUGAAACUCCUUCAGCAGGUUGGCGGUGCUGCGAUGGCAUUUCUGAAGCUGUGUAACAUGUCAGGCCGGAUAACGGACUGGCAGUUCAGUAACCUAGCUGCUUAUAUGAUCCAGUGUCGGGUUUUGGGGUAUUUCCGGGACCAUGAGCGACCAUAUCUGCCGGAUGGGAUCUAUGGGAGUCAUAUGACUGGUCUAGGGGUGCAUCGGCAUAUUGAUGUUGCUGCUUUUCAUGGUGUCAUGACUGCGUCUGUGGCAACGGGGUUGGAGUGUUGUGAGAAGGAUUUUAUGAGACUUGUUGAUGCAUGUGUUUAUGUCAAUGAUUUUGUGGAUUUCAGGGGUGAUACGAUGCGGAAACAGAGAGAGAAUGUUUUGUUGAGGGGUCUUAGAGGGGAUGUUUGUCGGUAUCUUGACACUAUGAUUGGAGAGUGUCUUGAUGCGGUUGUUGAGGCCGUGGAGGGCUCGGAGUUGGGAGCUCUGGUUGUUAUGGGGUAUUGCAACUGGGCGGUUAUGGGGGCUCAUCAUAAGGUUUAUGAGGUUCUCAAAGGAGUUAAGGGGAUUAAGCAGUACGAGGCUUGUAAUUAUGCUUCUGUUGCUGAUACCUCGAGAUAUGUCAGGUUGGUGAGGGCAUUGGAGCCAUAUGGGACGCUUAGUGAGGAUGGACCGAUGGUCACGAAAAGGCGGGUGGAGAUGGAGAAGGUUUACAGCACUUGUCGAUCAGACCCGGCAGCACACAUGGCUUGGCUAGCAGAUGCAACCCGGAGCCUGCUUGAGCCUACUGUGCUGAGACGGAUAGUGGAUGUGGUUCAUUACGAAUGGAGCGGAGAUGUGGGCGCUGUGGAUUAUUGUCCUUAG